AUGUGGAAACUCGGCGUCGACUGCUACAAAAACAGACGAGGCCGCCGCGUCGCGCCGCGGCCGCGGCGGGGCGGAGCCGACUCGCUCUAUCCGUCCUCUUCUGACGCGGGGCCGCGCGCAUCCCGCAUCGCGCGGCGGCAAACGUCACUGAUGGACGCUUACGCUUUGUUUACGGCCGGUUCGAACGAACGAAUAAUCUAUUAUUUCAUUCGUGCGCGUAUUAUUGAUACGGCGCUCUCGGGCUCGUGCAAUAUUCAGGAGCCGAGCGGCGUACAGCCGUCUCCGUCCGGUGCUAGGCGCGAUAUCGGGCGCGGCCAAUGGCGUCGCGCGGGAAUCACUCGAAAGCAGCGAGGCCGGGCCGAAUUGAAUCAUUACGCGUUAUGGGGCGUUACGCUCGUAAUGGAAAAAACGACUACCUCGUAUAUGUAUAGGCGAGAGGACGAGGGCGAACGACCGUUUAGCGCUCGGCCCGCGCUGAGUGCGAUCUCUUGUAGCCUUCGCGCGAAGCGGACUCCUUUGAAUAAAGAAUGCGAAUGUUUUCACCGAUCUGCCCGCUCAAAGGAAACGACAUAA
Molecule: messenger RNA, 573 nt
Organism: Leptosia nina
Lineage: Eukaryota; Metazoa; Arthropoda; Insecta; Lepidoptera; Pieridae
Source: the annotation of a GenBank genome assembly